This is a messenger RNA of Helianthus annuus (common sunflower), 1678 nucleotides long. RefSeq names its product chaperone protein dnaJ C76, chloroplastic. The record is from RefSeq and is a predicted model, not a curated record. NCBI's taxonomy places the organism in Eukaryota, Viridiplantae, Streptophyta, Magnoliopsida, Asterales, Asteraceae. The transcript has 4 exons. Bases 95 to 1543 code for a protein of 482 amino acids.
ACAAAUAUCUUUGAACUCCCCCGCCUGUGUCUACAAAAAUAUCUUUCCACUCACUCUGCAUCUCCUCUUCCCAUUCAACCGGAACUCACUCACCAUGCAUUCCAUAACCCCAACACCAUCAAUAUCAUCAUCAAUCACACCACCAACACCUCUCAGAUCCAGAACCUCGAUUGCAACAUCAAGGAGAUAUUCUUCUGAUCACGCUCCUCCUCCUCCUCCUCUGGUAUGCAAGGCCUCCUCCGGAUCUUCUUCAUCUUAUUCCAUCACAGAUUUCGAUCUCUACGAUCUUCUAGGCGUCGAUAGUUCUUCCGAUCAGUCGGAGAUUAAACACGCCUACCGGUCUCUGCAGAAGAAAUGUCAUCCGGAUAUAGCUGGUUUGGCUGGACACGAUAUGGCUAUUGUUCUCAAUGAAGCUUAUGCUGUUUUAUCUGAUCCUCUUUCACGUUUCUCCUAUGAUAAGGAACAAGCUAAGGUCGCAGAUUUCAAAGGGUAUACAGGGAAACCUAUCUACUCAGUAUGGUAUGGAUCCGAGAGUGAGAAUAGAGCUGUUUUUGUUGAUGAAGUUAAAUGCGUUGGCUGCUUAAAAUGCGCCUUAAUAGCCGAAAAGACAUUCGCAAUCGAAUCUGUUUACGGUAGAGCUCGGGUCAUAGCUCAAUGGGGCGACCCUGAAAAUAAAAUUCACGAGGCCAUAGAAGCGUGCCCUGUUAAUUGCAUCUCGAUGGUGGAGAGAUCUAAACUCGCAGCUUUAGAGUUCCUUAUGUCAAAGCAACCGCGUGGUAACGUUAGAAUCGGUGCAGGCAACACUGUAGGUACUCGCGUUUCAAAUAUCUUCGUUGAUGUGGAUAGAUUCCAAGAUAGUUAUCUAGCAGCAUUGAAAAAAGGAUCCGCCAGUCGCUCCAAGGACCAGGAUAUCAAUUGGGCAACACGAAUGGCGGCAAUUCAAGCAAUCAGAUCAAUCACAGACUGGUUAUACUGGCAACCACCGAUUCCAGGAAUGCCCGCAAGUCAAACAAGCAAAAAACUGUUACAAAUAGCAGAAAAUUCCACACAGUCAAACUCGCCAGACAUCAGCAAACUUAAAGAAGCUGUAGCUGCCCGAAAACAAACACAAACGACUAGAAAACCAAACCCAAAAACAAGCAACGCAUCGGAGUACUGGACUCCAACGAAGUAUAUCCUCCCAGAAUCACCAAAUAGCAAAGCCGACCCUGAAUCUUCACCUAGUACAACUUUUAAGAAACCAAAUGGGAACUUAUACAAUGAGAGAUAUGGUGUUCCAAAGAAGAUUCAACGUAGUAAUCCUUAUGAAGAGCGUGUUCCUGUCGGAUUGGCUAUUGUUGCAGCAGUCAUAGUUCGGUUACAGCUUGCAAAUACUGCUGCUGGUGGAAUUGAAACACAUGUUGGUGGUUCUAUGUUAGUUGAUGUGGUUAACAGCUCGUGGCUGCAAGUUAUUCUAGCCGGUGUUACUUGGUAUCUCAUUGGUCUGGCUGCGGUUGAAAUUAUAGCAGUCCUUCGAAUAAAAUCAAACGAUAUUGAAGAAUGAAUAAAAUAGUAUAUAUAUACAGGUAUGUAGUAUGUAUAGGUUAAGCUGUUAUAGGAAUCAUAUAUUCAUUAUUAUAUACACUCUCGAAAGAAAGCUCAGUCAAGCGUAUGUUCAUUAAUCUUUAAGUGUUGGAUC